UGUUUGAUACCCACACUCCAGUUCCUUGCCAAGUGUCGUAGAGCUAAGACGUCGUGAUGAUCUCUCUCUUUCGACUUCAGUGCCGCUGUUGACCGUCUAACGUUUCAUUGAUUUUGCACGCUUUCUAUCAUCAAUUGUCCACCAUGAGUACAUCUCAGCAGGAUGACUACCAACGCUACAUCACAGACAAUAUGGUGGAACUUGUUCAAAAGUUGUGUGUGUCUGCUAUAAUAGACCAUUUACUCUCACAUCGUUUGGUAACAAUGGAAGAAGGUCAUCAACUGAGUCGAUGUUCUACUGAGCAAGACAGAGCUAGGAUGCUGUUUUAUCACAUUCUACCAUAUAAGGGAAAUGAUGUUGUUGGUAGAUUGUGUAACGUCCUUGUGGAUGCAGGACAGCAUCACAUAAUAAGUGAAGUUAUGAGGAAAGAAGUGCGACAACCACACGUUGUCCAAAGACUGACAACAACGGAGAAUACCCAUGGGACACCAAGCGAUCUCCAAGUUGCUGCUACCGGUGUUGGAGAGAUGGAAAUGCUGAAAGAUCAGGUGGCUGUAGGAGACAAGAUCGUCAAGACUAUGCACGUACUGGAGGAAGCUAAGAAAGUUAUCUACAAGGCUACAGGUGACAGUGGAAGUGUAGAAAUCCAGGGCAGAACUCUGCAGUACGAAGUGAAAGGUGGUUUCUACAAAUGGAAAUACCAAUUCACAGGAAAGGCGUGGGACUCUGUUACCGAGAUAACUGUAAAUAGCAAAGGCUGGAAAAGUUCGGGAGGAGCAAGAGAACACGUGCUCAAAGACCUUGUAGCAGAGCUGAGGAAGAAGGGAUUCCUGAAGUAGUUCCAGAGCAGCAACCGGAUCUAGAAGAAGAACCGCUGUCUUUCAGUUAGAUCAGCCACAAUAGCAUGAUUGUAUGUAGG
Messenger RNA from Corticium candelabrum, 919 nucleotides. RefSeq lists its product as uncharacterized. The transcript has 5 exons. Gene Ontology annotation, biological process: regulation of apoptotic process. Lineage: Eukaryota; Metazoa; Porifera; Homoscleromorpha; Homosclerophorida; Plakinidae. The coding region runs from base 144 to 839 and encodes 231 amino acids. The record is from RefSeq and is a predicted model, not a curated record.